CAAAACCUCUAAUCCAAUCCAAUCCAAUCUGCCUCUCACUUCUCACAGGAAACACACAUCCAAUCUUUAAAAUAGUCCCCCCAUUACCCACCUGGUCCUCACUUGAUUACAGGAGAAUUGCAUUACAAUAGAGUGUUGAAGUAUUACUCGAAAGAGCUGGUAGGGUUGGUUGUUUAACGAUGAGGCUGAGAGGUUGCAGCACUUCUCAUUUUAUCUGGACCGUACAAGAUGGGGUGGUGAAAAAAGUUCACAAUACAGAUGCCCGUGGCAAACCAGCUCUCAAGCUUAAGAAGCUAGAAGAUGUAUAUCAAUAUGCUGGAUCUACACCCCCUCCAUUUGCAGAGAGACCAACAAAUGGUUUUGUUGCCGAGGAGGUUAAACUAGAGUUCCCGUCAAAUAAAGACGGUGCAGAGGAAAUUACUUUAUCACAGCUCAGGAAAAAGUGUAGAAGAAAGAAAAGAAAGGCUUCUGAGUCCGUUGUUUUGAUUCCGAAGAUAGAGGAUGAUGAUCCUGAUCUGAAUGAACCAUUGUGUAAAUUAAAAGUAAAAGUUUCUAAGAUUUCACGGUCCAAGAAAAGGAGGGUUAAUGGAAGCUCCCCGUCAUCUUCUGUUAAAGAUUAUGCAAUUGUUACUGUCAAGGUUGAAGUUCCUGAAGCUGAGUAUUUUGAAUGCAGGGAGUUGACUCACAUGGGUGACUCUUUAAGUUGUAAUGGGUCUGUAUCUGAACCUGUCAAUCAUGUACCGGCAUGCAGGGAAUUGAUAUUAUUCACUAAUGAAGGGAAAGUAUGUGGCUUUAAUGAAGUUUCAUAUCAACAUUUGGAGAACAUGGAUUUGGAUGAUGUGGAAAUUAAGCCAAAUGCUCUCCUGCUUUUACAAGGAUCUGAAAUGGAUGAAGAAGAUGAUGUUAAUCAGUCAUCUAUAACUUUAAUCUCUCUAGAAGAAAAUUGUUCGCUUGAAGAUCUGACGGCAACCGCAUCUGAUUUUGAAUGCAGGGAGCUAACUCACAUGGGUGAGGACUCUCUAAGCUGUAAUGGGUCUGGAUUUCUGUCUGUCAAUCUUGAAUUAGAGAGCAAUGAAUCAAGAUCUUUCAGAAAUGAAGGGGAAUUAUGUAGUCUUGAUGAUGUUUCACAUCAAAAUUCGGAGAUGGAUUUGGAUGAUGAGGAAUUUAUGCCAAGUUCUUCCAUGCCUUCACAAAUAUCUGAAGUGGACGAAGAAGAAUGUGUCCAACAGUCACAACCAAUUGUAAGCUCCCCAUCAUAUAGCUCGUCUUUUGAAGAUCUAACGGCAUCCAUGUCUGAUUGCUCUCAAGGUCAACUCUACCUUCAACAUGCACCCGAGCAAGUCUACUACAUCUGUGAUGUUCAAGCUUCAGAAAUAACAGUUGAUGAUGACAAUUGUUAUCUGGAUCCUGGUCAGUCAAGUGACUUGUCUGUGGGUGAUCCUAGAAAUCAAGAAUAUGAUUCUCCGAGCCUGAUGCCUGAUUACUUGUGUUUACCUUGGAAGUCAAGUUCUUUACGGUGCCCCGAUGAUCAUGUUGACGAUGCGGUUUCUGUGGAGGUCAGAACAGUUGAUGAGAAUUGCUGUCUGGAUCCUGGUCAGUCAAGUGACUUGUAUGUGGGUGAUCCUAGAAAUCAAGAAUAUGAUUUUCCGAGUCUGAUGCCUGAUUAUAUGUGCUUACCUUGGAAGUCAAGUUCUUUUCUGUGCCCUAAUGAUCAUGCUGACGAUGUGGAAUCUGUGGAGGUCAAAUCACCUAUUGCCGAGGAGAAGCAAAAUUUAACACCUGUACAUACUGAUGCAGAAUUAAACUCUUUGAAUUCUGACAUCUAUUCUUUUGAUUCCGACGACAUGUCUGUUCGUCAGAAGCAUUCGCCUUUAGUUCCCGUUGAUGUGGAUUCAGGAGUGAAGCUCUCUGAUCACAAGGAUGGUAUCAUGAGUGAGGCAUCAGAGGUUAGAAACCCCCAUUUAGCAGAAACCCGACAUCCUGAGAGGCUGCAUUCGGCACGAAAGGCCAUUUCUCCAAAUUCUCAGGAAAAGCUAUGUACGGCAAUGAAAUCUGGGGAUAUACUAGAUGACAUAGACCAAUACAAAUGCAAUGAGAAACUGAACUUUGGUGACCAAGCUGAGAACAAGUUUUCGACUACAAUAUCAGAUGUAGAUAACGAGCUAAACCUGCAUCCUCAACAGGGUAGACAACGCAUUCAGAACAAAGUUGUUAUUAGCUCUAAAGAUUUGCUUAAGAGACUACGGAGUAAUAAAAAAGGUUCCCCUCCCAAAAGUCUUCCACCUAAAAACUGUCUUGAUGGCCCCCGCCAAUGCCGUUCUCUACCUCGUUUUAGCACAGGUUGCACCUCCAUUGAAGGUUGUUCUGAGAGUGCUAUUGCGUUUUCUCAACGGCAAAUGCGUGACAUUGAAACUCUUGCGUCAAAGCUAAUGAGUGAGUUGAACUCCAUGAAGAAUAUUGUGCAAGACAAAUUGCUCUAUGAAGCAUAUCGUUCCACAUCCUUGAAAAAUGAGGCAGAUGAGGUGGCAUCAGCCAUUAAAAGUGCAACCAAAACUGAAGAAGCAGCAAAAAAAUGGUUAUCAAUGAUGGCUAGGGACUGCAAUCGUUUCUGUAAAAUCAUGAAACUGAACGAGGACACUGAGACCUCCGCUUCUAAUUCUACUUUGGGGAGCACAAAUCAGCAGAAGCCUCUUCAAAAAGAACGGAAGAAAAUCAGUUUUGCUGAUGAAGCUGGGGGUACGCUUUGCGAUAUCAAAGUUUAUCAGACAGAUCGAGUUAUAUUAGAGUAGAGAAACUGAAUGAGGACGCUAACACCUACGCUUUUAGCGAUCCUACUUUGGGGAGCACAAAUCAGGAGAAGCCUAAAAAAAGAGAACGGAAGAAAAUCAGUUUUCUAACGAAGCAGGUGGUACGCUUUGCGAUAUCAAAGUUUAUCAGACAGAUCGAGAUAUAUUAGAGUUCAAUUAGAGAUCGGUAUCAUCAAUGGCAUAACAAUCUUGUAAAAAGAAUUUAUACAGAAUGCUAUGCUCUUCACUGGCCAUAAAAUGUUGAGUGUCACCCAUUUAAUUCUUUUUUCUUUUCUAUCUGAUUUUCACCAUUGAACUAUUUUCGUAACAUAAAAGUGUUGGUU
Messenger RNA from Erigeron canadensis, 3130 nucleotides. RefSeq lists its product as uncharacterized. Bases 180 to 2789 code for a protein of 869 amino acids. The record is from RefSeq and is a predicted model, not a curated record. NCBI's taxonomy places the organism in Eukaryota, Viridiplantae, Streptophyta, Magnoliopsida, Asterales, Asteraceae. The transcript is spliced from 7 exons.